AUGGAGUCACAGAAGUAUGAUCAGGAGGUGGUGUUCAUAAAAAUACGAACAGCAUCUGGCGAUCCUAUACCUGAUUGGAUGAUUCAUUCGGAUGAAAGUUUGAGACAUCAGGGCAGAGUGUUUAUGCCACAAGAUGAGCCGCUUAAAGAAAAAGUUCUGAAAGAGUUCCAUCAUUCGAUGUUCAUAGUACACCCAGGAGGGACGAAAAUACAGUCAGAACUCACUAUUCAGACUUUAGAGGACAUGUUGAGAGCUUGUGUGAUGAAUUUCAAAUGGAGUUGGGAGCGACACCUUCCGUUGGUAGAGUUCACGUACAGCAACAGUUUCCAGGCCAAUGUUGGCAUGGCUCCAUUAGAAGCACUGUACAGUUGGCCCUACAGAUUACCAGUUUGUUGGACCGAAGUUAGAGAAGUGAGCCUAUGGGGCCCAAAGAUCGUGCAAGAAACUAUAGAAAAAGUGAAACUUAUCCGAUAA
Camellia sinensis is the source of this 474-nucleotide messenger RNA. NCBI's taxonomy places the organism in Eukaryota, Viridiplantae, Streptophyta, Magnoliopsida, Ericales, Theaceae. The record is from RefSeq and is a predicted model, not a curated record.